AUGGCGUCGGGAUUGCUCAAAUUUUGGGCUCUGAAGGCAUGGCAGCUGGGGGUGCUGUGUCAGUCUGUGUGCGUGUCUGUGGCCCGGCUAGAAGAGGUCAUGGCUGCUGCAGCCCUUAUAAGCCUAUCUACCAGCCCCCAUCCCACCCCACCCUACCCCACCCCUGCUUUGUCUGGGGGCCCCAGCUGCAACCGUAAGCCCAGAUCCUUCCAAGCUCCUGAGUGGAGUGUCCCUGGGGAGUCUGGCUUGGAGCUCUGGAAGGAGGCCCUGGUUCAUCCCUCGGGCAGCUACGGCAGCAGCAGCAACAGCAGAGAAGGCUGGGACCUGGCCAGCCACCCGUCAUCUCCACCCACUCCGUCAUCCCUGCUGCCCCCUGAAGAAACUCACUUUUUUUUUGGGGAGGCCACCCUAGAAAAAGGAAGGUGAGUGUGGGGAAAUCUCCUUACCUUCUUCCUGUGGAAGAGCGGUGGGAAGGUGCUGAGCACAGUGUUGGAGAUGCAGAGACACACCUACCUGGUGCACCUGGGGAGACAGGCAGAGCCAGAGCAGAGUGAUGGGGAGGACGUCUACACAGAGCUGGAGGCCGUGUUGACUGACAGGUUAUCCAGCCUGACCCCAGCGUCUCCGAAGUUCCCAUGCCACUCACCAUUCCUCAUACUUGCUCAUCCCUUCAGCUGUUCCACAGUGACCAAGCCUACUAGCAAUGGAGAUUGGGGGCAGGUCUCAGAGCACUCUCUAGAGAAACAGCUCAGGGGUACAGUUCCUUCCAGAGCUUCCUGGCCCCCAUCCACCUGGAGCCACAGCACAGCCCUGCCUGCCAAGCUUGGGGUCAACCUGAGGAAGCCCCAGGGUGAUGCCAAGAAGUGCUGGCAAGUGUACGGCAUGGACUACAGGGGCCCGUGGUGCAAAACCUGCCGCUGGACAAAAGCCUGCUGGCAGUUCCUGGCCUGAGCCCAUCCAUGAUGCUGCUGCCCAGGCUUUCUACCACUCCCAGCCUGAAGCUACGGCAAACCUGGACUCCUAGAGGUGGAGGAGUAACUGACUACGGAAAGUGCCUUGGAGGAAACCAGCCUUUUGCACUAAAGCCAAACUGCACGUUGUCCCUUUGGUUCCAGGGGCAGCUUGCCUCCCUGCCCAUCACUCACUGACUUGUCAAAGAUGUCAGUGGGCUCUACUAGAGCCUGUUUGGGUUGUUCACCUCUAGAGGGGUGUCAGGGAGAGCACUCUCCUGCCCACAUUUAAGGUGGUGGUUCCAAGUCCCCCUGGGGCUGGCAUUUUACCAUGUUAAUGAUGCUCAGGUGUUUGGUGUCUGGGAGAAAAAUUAAAACCUGUGGGGAUUGUU
This is a messenger RNA of Mesocricetus auratus (golden hamster), 1342 nucleotides long. RefSeq names its product SLC2A4 regulator (gene Slc2a4rg). The record is from RefSeq and is a predicted model, not a curated record. Gene Ontology annotation, molecular function: DNA-binding transcription factor activity; RNA polymerase II cis-regulatory region sequence-specific DNA binding. Gene Ontology annotation, cellular component: nucleus. Lineage: Eukaryota; Metazoa; Chordata; Mammalia; Rodentia; Cricetidae. Gene Ontology annotation, biological process: regulation of transcription by RNA polymerase II.